This is a messenger RNA of Oreochromis aureus, 2272 nucleotides long. It is a transcript of the gene stx6, whose product is annotated as syntaxin 6. Gene Ontology annotation, biological process: vesicle fusion; Golgi vesicle transport; intracellular protein transport. The record is from RefSeq and is a predicted model, not a curated record. Bases 167 to 931 code for a protein of 254 amino acids. Gene Ontology annotation, cellular component: SNARE complex; endomembrane system; synaptic vesicle membrane. The transcript is spliced from 8 exons. Gene Ontology annotation, molecular function: SNARE binding; SNAP receptor activity. Lineage: Eukaryota; Metazoa; Chordata; Actinopteri; Cichliformes; Cichlidae.
GUCGGAGAAGAAGAAGUGUGUCAUCGCGGAGCUGUUUCCGGUGCUACGUGUAAACAAAGCCCGUUAGCGGCUCCGUUAGCGGCUUCGUGAGGACGGACCGGCGGAAAUCAGAAUCCGCGGAUUCGGUUACGAGAAAGUGGGUGAUGGAGUGAGCAGAGCCGGCGGGAUGUCCAUGGAAGACCCGUUCUUCGUCGUCAAAGGCGAGGUGCAGAAAGCAGUCAACGCUGCUCAGAGCCUCCAUCAUAGAUGGAGCGAACUGAUGGCGGAGGGAGGCGGAGCCUCCAAGGAGGAGAUAGACUGGACGACCAAUGAGCUGAGGAACAGCCUGCGCUCCAUCGAGUGGGACCUAGAGGACCUUGACGAGACAAUCAGCAUUGUCGAGUCAAACCCAAAGAAGUUCAACCUGGAUGCUGCCGAGCUGUCGAAGAGGAAGGCCUUCAUCAACAGCACGCGAGUUGCCGUCAAGGAAAUGAAAGAUCAGAUGUCGAUUCCACCUGCUGCUUCUGACCGAAAGAACAAACAGGCUCUGCUGGGUGAACGUGGUGCUCAGGGCCCCAUAUGGCAGCCUGGUGCAGAUAAGUACAGCCGACUGGACCACCAGCUGCAGAACGCCAACUCUCAGUUCAUCGAGGAACAGCAGGUCCAGCAGCAGCUGAUUGCGGAGCAGCAGGAGGAGCAGCUGGAGCUUGUGUCGGGAACCAUCGGAGUCCUGAAGAACAUGUCGGAGCGAAUCGGCAUGGAGCUGGAUGAGCAGGCCGUGAUGUUGGAUGACUUUGGCCAUGAAAUGGACAACACUCAGUCCAAACUGGACAACGUGAUGAAGAAGCUCGCCAAGGUGUCCCACAUGACCAGCGAUCGUCGUCAGUGGUGUGCCAUCGGCGUGCUGCUUACCAUCCUCUUCAUCAUCAUUCUCCUUUUCUUUAUCCUCUGAUCAAUGCCUCCACCUAUCGACAUGAAAUCUUAAUCCCGUUUACUGGACUCCAUUUGUACUCUACUGAACAUUCUUUGGACUAUGCUGAACUUUAUUUAGACUCUAAUGGACUCUUCCUGCUGAUCGGGAAUGAACAGCACUUUUGGUUCCUUGAGUGUUUAACUGUUAGAACCACCUCAGAGGUCAAAGGUCAUGUUUGGUGUGGUUUUGUUUGGUUGUUCUUUUUAUUUAAAACUGAAAAUAACAAGUUUCACUCGAGUUUAAUGUGGACUUAUUCUGCUCCUUUGCACAGUAGCUUUGCGUGAGUUACAGCUCAAAGUAAUCAUUCUUUCAUUUGAUACUAGGCCUUGGUGCAGCCCCUCAAUUUAUCCUCCCAACGCUUCAAGACAGUCUUAUUGGCUGCCCCUCAUAAACAGAAGGUAUGAACAGCAGGUGGGUGGGGCUUCUAUCCUCUCUCUGUGGCAUCUUCCAGAUUCAAGGGUAGAAAAAAUGUUGAGAGUAGUCUGGGCUCUUGGCUCACAGGGAAAACUAUAUCCUCCUGAGAACCAAGGAAAAAUGAAUCUUUUUGUGAUUUCCUUCCUUUUUGGAGCUAAAAGAGGCCUCCCAGACACAUGAGAUCUAAAUGGAAAGCCCGGGAUGUCCUCUAUUUAGUACGUCAGGACUUAGUAGGGUAGAACAAAUAAUUCAAAACAUAUAGACCAAAAACAAAUGUCCAUUAGAGAGGAAAUGAUGAAUAGGAUGGUUCUCAGGAGGGUAUGAACUGUGACCUAAUUAGAAACUUUAAUAGAAACAUCGAUCACAGGAGCAGAAGACACAUGACAGGAAGUGAGGAGAGCAGGUCCACUUUAAAGACACUUUUAUCCAGUUGUGUUAAAUACUAAUUUUAAUUUAAUGUCAGAGUUUAACUCACGUUUAGUUCAGUUCAAACUGGUUUAGUUCAGUUUGAACUUCAUGGCAGUACUUUACACCUAAAGUAGAAACACUAAAAUUCCUGUUUUGUUUUUUGACUGAAACCGUUUUAUUUUAUUGUCUUUUUUAUUUCUGUUUCCUGUAUUUAUCACAUGUGCAGCAUAUUGAGUGACUUAUUGACCUGUGGAUGACUUCCUGUGGCUCCUUUAGUGUAAUAUCCUGAAGGCUGGUGAGCAAGUUAGUUAAAACAUGAAAAUGGAUGACGGCAGCAACAGCCAGUCACAUUGUCCUAGAUAUCGGGUUUAUGGUACGCCGUGACAGUGGCAAUUCUCCUGCGGCCGCUAAAAUGUUUCCUGAAUAAAUGAUCUCAGUGUUCUGAUGUCUGACUGAAACACAAAACAAACUGAAAUAAAGAUUGUGACAAACCUGAAA